This is a messenger RNA of Fibroporia radiculosa, 498 nucleotides long. RefSeq lists its product as uncharacterized. Bases 1 to 498 code for a protein of 165 amino acids. The transcript has 2 exons. The record is from RefSeq and is a predicted model, not a curated record. NCBI's taxonomy places the organism in Eukaryota, Fungi, Basidiomycota, Agaricomycetes, Polyporales, Fibroporiaceae.
AUGGCAUCCAUCACCAUCCUCACCACCCUCCUCCUCGUCAGCUGGACAUUUACCGACCUCCUCAUCCUCAUCCUCGCCUUCGCAAUCUUCUUCCUCCAGGACAGCUACACCUUCAAGGUCCACCUUGAACGCACCCCCACUCCUCUCUCCACCACCCCCAUCGAUGAACAAGCCCUCAACUGGGCCAACAACAGAACACAAGUAACGUCCCCUGUUGAGCUUACACCCACUCCCUUUACUGAUCUCCUCAGUGCCCUUCUGGGCUUCUUCCUAACCACCCUCCUAUCCAUCCUUGCCCUUGCCCUCAUUGUCCCCCUAACCCUUCGGCUCACAAUCCGACACCUCGAGUGCGAACACCAGUGGGCCUACAACAUCGCCACCACUGCCCAGUGCCCCCUCCCCCAUACCACCACCACACUUCCCGUCAUUGCUGCCAACCGCAACAGCAACAACCCAACUCAAGUGUACUUUGAGUACAUAAGAGAACAUCAGGAUUAG